GCUGCACAGCCAACUCCCAGUAGGGGCCGCUCCCCACUCCCCAGACUCUCUCUUAAAGCCCCUCGUUCAAGGUACCCGCCUUUCCGAAGGGCCCGUCCAGCUUGGGGGGCAGCGCUCCCUGGGGUCCCGCACUGGGCGCCGACUCUAGAUCAGCAGAGGGGAGGCGCGAGGGGCGGAGGAGGGUCGGCUUCCCACGUGGGGGCUGACGCCGGCUGCUCAGCAACGCCGGCUUGAUCCUGGGGCUAUAAAACGAGUCCACCGUAGCGCCGCGGAACAGCAGCGGCUCCGGCUCGGGUGCAGACGCCCAGCAGCCGGCGCCCCGCCUCCCCGCCACCCCAGCGCCUUCUUUCCCUAGUCCUGCGCUCUUGCUGCAACUCACGCUGUCCUCGGCCCCCAGCCGGUCCUGCUGAGCUUCGCGCCCACCGAGCCGACGCCUAGGAGACACCCUGCCUCAGCCGUGGCUCUUGGAGGGCGGAUCGCUCACCUGGCGCGGCACGCCUGAGGACGGGGGCGCCUUCAUGCGGCCUCCACACCCCUCACGCCGCUGCCGUCCCCGAGCUCCGCGUGCUGCGCCCCAGCCCCAGCAGGGCGCGCAACUUUGGAAGUCCCGCGGCGCUCGGAGAAGCGGCAGAGUCCGCGCCCUGGCCGGUGUUAGGGCCCAGCCCGCACCGCCGCGUCUGCGGGAAGCUCCAGAGUCGGUAAUCGCUUCGGGAAUAUAGACAGACAUAGGACCCUGAGCUCGCAUCUCAGCACCUCUUGGCUGCCUCCUGGGGUGGGGGCGGGCCCCGCACACGGUAAGACCUCUCGCUUUCGCUCAGGCUCAAGAAGCAAGAUAUAUAUAUAUAUAUAUAUAUAUAUAUUUAUAUAGUUGUAUGUAUAAUUUCCUGUCAUCCUUCCAAGUCAUCAGGCCACCGAUGAAUUUUAUUCUCCCUUCCUGAAGAAUAAAUCUCUCUCUAACCAUCAGCUCGCCCUGCUCUCUCCUGCUUAGAAAUAAAACUUGGCUGUGCCUAGGAGCUUGGAGAGAGAAGGCGCCCACCCCGAGCGGCUAAAGCACCGGCGGGCGCUGUUAACGGGACCUGGGCCCAUGGGCCACUAGCUGUCCCCCAGCUUGGGCCCGGCUUCCUUGGGGCCCCCUCCCUAUGUGAGACGCGGCGGGGUGAGUGGGUCGCCGGAGGAAGAGGAGGACCCACGGGCGCCGGCCGGAAGGCAGCUGGCACCAGGUCCAGGCGAGAGGGCGCCGCGUUCAUGUUCCGCCAGGAGCAGCCGCUGGCCGAGGGCAGCUUUGCGCCCAUGGGCUCCCUGCAGCCGGACGCCGGCAACACAAGCUGGAAUGGGACCGAGGCGCCAGGGGGCGGCGCCCAGGCCAUCCCUUACUCCCUGCAGGUGACGCUGACGUUGGUGUGCCUGGCUGGCCUGCUCAUGCUGCUCACGGUGUUCGGCAACGUGCUGGUCAUCAUCGCGGUGUUCACCAGCCGUGCUCUCAAGGCGCCCCAAAACCUCUUCCUGGUGUCUCUGGCCUCGGCGGACAUUCUGGUGGCCACGCUAGUCAUUCCUUUCUCGCUGGCCAACGAGGUCAUGGGCUACUGGUAUUUUGGCAAGGCAUGGUGCGAGAUCUACCUGGCGCUCGACGUGCUCUUCUGCACGUCGUCCAUUGUGCACCUGUGCGCCAUCAGCCUGGACCGCUACUGGUCCAUCACGCAGGCCAUCGAGUACAACCUGAAGCGCACGCCACGCCGCAUCAAGGCCAUCAUCGUUACUGUGUGGGUCAUCUCGGCUGUCAUAUCCUUCCCGCCGCUUAUCUCCAUCGAGAAGAAGGGCGGCGGUGACGGGCAGCAACCGGCCGAGCAGCGCUGCGAGAUCAAUGACCAGAAGUGGUACGUCAUCUCGUCGUGCAUAGGCUCCUUCUUCGCGCCCUGCCUCAUCAUGAUCCUGGUCUACAUACGGCGCGGGCGGCAGAACCGCGAGAAGCGCUUCACGUUCGUGCUGGCGGUGGUGAUCGGCGUGUUCGUGGUGUGCUGGUUCCCCUUCUUCUUCACCUACACGCUCACGGCCGUCGGCUGCUCGGUGCCACGCACGCUCUUCAAGUUCUUCUUCUGGUUCGGCUACUGCAACAGCUCGCUGAACCCGGUUAUCUACACCAUCUUCAACCACGACUUCCGCCGCGCGUUCAAGAAGAUCCUCUGCCGCGGGGGUAGGAAGCGGAUCGUGUGAGCACGCUGCCCACACCCGGCUCACAGACUGGCGCCAAUCGCAGGCCCUGGGCAUCCAGGGGAGCAUCUUCACAUCAGCCCUAGCACUUUGAAUCCCAGGCCCCGCCUGCUCCGUGUGCCCUGGCCUGGAGGGUGCUCUGGGCCUCCUGCGGACAUUUGUUCCACAAGGGAAAAGUUCAGCUGGUUGGGAAGGCCACAUACACCCUCAAUAUUUGUUAUGGCCUCUCCUUACCUGGAGAGAUUUUUUUUUUUUUCCUGGUGGGACGCUCCUAAUCAGUAUUGUUUCCUAAAGGUUUUUUUUACCCUCCCAAGUUCUCCCAGCUCUUCAGAGCAAGCACAGGACUCCAGGGGGCAAGGCUCCCAAAGGAUUAAUGAAUGGGGGUUUCCCAGCCCUGGUCUAUUGCUCCUCUCAACCCAUAAUUGUCUAUUUUUAGAAAAAACUCUCAGGGCAGCCCUGCCCGCCCACCUCACCCCCACUGUAAAUACACACUAUUUUUUGAUAGUAUACCCUGGGGUCCCUCCCCAGUGUCAUGUGGCCUUGGCUGUGAUGUUGAAAUCCUGGUUGUGGAGAUGCCCUCCAGGCAGACACAGCAAAAGGCCCAGCCGCUUCGCCAUGCAAGCCCUCUUCUAGUGUUGUUAUAUCCCUCUAUGUCCGGUUCACCAGCAACUGGUGACUGUCUUUUGGACGUGGAUCUGCUUUGAGAUUUCCUGACAGGGAAAAGAUUUUUGUCCAUUUUUUUUUCCUGUGCCUAACAGCAUAAUUGCCUUUUCCUAUAUAAAUAUUACAAGGAUGGACCGAGACAGAAAUAAGUGAACCUCUCCGCCUUGCAUCAGUCCUGUAUAAAGCCAUUGUCCUCUGAGGCACACUUGGCCCCAGAAACUCACUUUAAAACUGACUCUUUCUGGUGCCCCAUCCCUCCCCUGGGGGCCACUACUUGAAGAAGAAUAUGUAUGUUUCUAUCUUGUAUGUAUGUGCCCCUCUCCCAGAAAUCGCUGACUUAGGGGAAAUCUUUUGGCUGCUGUUUUUAGUCACAGAGGAGUGGAAAUUAUGUGGAAGAAGCAAACCUGAUACAAUUUGCCCAAGGUAAACAGUUUGAAAAGACAAAUGGGCCUGCCAAACUGUACAGAUCCUGCCCCAAGAGCUCUUAGGUAUCAAAGUGUUGUCCUGUCUGCUGCUUUUCUGGCUGAGAUCAUGUGGCUGAUGAACUGCCAAAGACAGGGGAGGAGGUGGAGAUUUCGUGUUUACAUCCCAGUUUCUACAUGUUUUAGAUGGAGACAAUUUAAGGCCUGCGCUCUUAUUUCACUAAAGAAAAACUAAUGUCAGCACAUGUUGCUAAUGACAGUGGAUUUUUUUAAAAAAAAAUAAAAUGGUUUACAGAUCAAAUGUGAAAUAAACAUGAAUUAAGUGAUC
Messenger RNA from Ictidomys tridecemlineatus (thirteen-lined ground squirrel), 3621 nucleotides. Lineage: Eukaryota; Metazoa; Chordata; Mammalia; Rodentia; Sciuridae. The record is from RefSeq and is a predicted model, not a curated record.